UACGAACAUGUAGACGGAGAGAAACCAGAUCCAAAUUCUGAGCCAAAACCUGAAAAAUCUUCCAUGUUUCCCGGUGUUGUGAAGAUGCACAGAGAAGCAAAAACAUCGGGAAAUGACGAACUUUUGAUUAAAAACGAAUUCAAUCGCUCGGAUGUCACCAAUGUGACAUCAGACAUUGACUUGGACAUGUCAUAUGCUGAUUCGUCCGUUCUUAAUAAGAGUAACGGCGUGGUAACAAAAGGUGAGGUCCAUUUGACUGAACAACUAAAUUUCGGAGAGCCCGUUCAGUUUAAGAAUGGAUCGACAGCCAACAUGAUGAACGUUUCUUUCACGAGUAAGGUUACGCUUCUUAAUGAUGAGAAAUCUCGGAGAAGCUAUCUUGAAGACGAAGAACUAGCAGAUGUUGAUGUUCGUGAUUUCGUCAAACUCAUUGCUCCAAAAUCUGACCAAAAAUUCAGCGUAAGAACCUCCGAGAGAGAAGCUCUGAACGAGCCUUCAGCAGAUUCAAACGCAAUGAACACCACGUCGACUGGCGAAGAUGAGAGAGAAACUAACUUGACAACAGUAUCGCAUGAUUCAAGACACCGAAGUCGCAGACAAACCUUUGUUCAAAAAUUCCUUACUGCUCCUCGAAAGAUAACGUUCACACUCUUUGAGAAAAAAGUUAUUGGCAUAAAUAUGAAAGUGAAAGCCACUAUUCGCAUUGAAUCAAUUAAAAAGUUGUACUACCUUGAGCUGGACAAGACUGAGUUGGAUUUAACUCUGCAGUUGGGAGCCAGUGUACCAGUGCCAUUUCUUCGAGACUCCAUUGACACCACUAAGAAAAAAACAAAGCAGAUAAACGGAUGGAACAUUAAAGUUGGCUACAGUAUUCCGAUAUUGGGGGUCGUCACUCUCGAUCUGGAUUUUUUGCUUAGGACACCUACUAGAAUCUCAGUGGACCCAGGCUCGCUCUCAACAUCCCGGCUAAGCCUAACGGUAACGCCCUCUGCAUCAGUAACAGCCACUUUGCAAGGAUCUGUAGCAGUAGUGAUUAUAAGGGCUGGGGUGUACGGUGACGGGAACUUGAUAAGCGGAAGUUUUCCAAUCACUGUGUCGUACGAUGCAAGUCGUCCUUCCUACAGGGAUACCUGCGUGGAUGUUUCAGCUAACUUAAGGCUCCUUGAACUGAGGGCUGGUAUCUUCUACCAAUGGAGAUCAUGUUGGUGGCACUGGAUUUGGUUUAAAUGCAAGUGGGGUACUCGACGCACCUUGUACAGUUUUGGCCGAUGGUCUGCCUUCAGUUUGAGGCGAAAUAUGGUAUAUGAAUGUUUCUGAUUACACUUUGCAGGGGGGUCCGAGUGUUGUGAACUGUUUCGUUUUAGAGCGCUUUCCAAUUGGGUGUCGAAAAUAAUCUGGAAAUGCAAUGGUUUUGCUUAACUCUGCUCUGUGAUUGGUCCAGAAAACUCUGUCACUCCGUCAACCAAUUCAAUCAGAUGCAUAACUUACACCUAUCACGACUUCGUCGCCCACAUUUUCCCCACCUUAGACGGGUUAUUUGUUUUUACUUUGAGUUGUCGUUGGCUCCUCAGGGUACUUUCAUUUCUACUGAUUGGCCUUUGUGAUUCUUCAGUUGUUUUGGUCUUACAACACUCAAUUGAAGAGCGCUCUAAUAAGGGUUAGUAUUUCCCGGUGUUUUUUUAAAGGUAUCGUUUUUUUGGAUUUGAUUAAACUUUAAGUCGAAGUCCCUUAGAUUGGAGAGGGAAUGCGUGGAUCCUAUUUUUGGUUUAGCCAUGAUUGUAGUUGUAAGAUCACUAUUUCCUAAAUCAUUUCUACACGUGAUCGAAGCAAGUUUUUUUCUUCCCCAUUAUGCAGCAGAAUAUGCAGUAAUAGUGUCCGAGAUCGCCAAAUCCAAACAUAUCAACAAUUAAGGUAUCUAGGUUGUCAACGGUAGGACAAAGUUCUGGUCCCAGUCUGUUGCCAAGCGGCAGAAAUGAAAUAGGUAAAGCUUAUGACGUCACAGGAUCACAUGCAUCAACCAAUGCUUGUCGAUCGAUGACUGAUGGCUCUUUAUCAGAUUGAUUGGAUUAAAGAUCCCAUUUGUUUUCGUAGCUAUUCGCCCCUGCAUUGAGAUGAUUUAUGUACUCAGUACGGCUCUAAAUUGAUUCAAAAGUUAGGCAAACUAGAUAAAUCAUUAAACUUGGGUUAAAGGAAUAAAACCUACCGUUUUGGCAGCUUAAAUUCUUUCAUCGUCAUUUGCGCUAUGAUGGAGUUAGAAACCGACACGGUGAACGACAAAACGAAAUUGUCCUAAAAAAACGUUAACAAGCAUAAUAAUUUACGGUGGGAAUUUUGAAUUCUCCUUUAAAGCUGACAAUUGUUUUGAGAAACAAGUUUAGUCUGUACAUGUUUUGGUUCAACAGCUGUAAAAGCUGUAAAAGUUCCAAUCAUACCAUGGAUAACUAGUGUGUAUUUGUCUUGGAGUGUCUAUAUAACCAGUGUUUUGUGUGCAAGAACAAUAAACUACUGUUA
Messenger RNA from Orbicella faveolata, 2511 nucleotides. RefSeq lists its product as uncharacterized. Lineage: Eukaryota; Metazoa; Cnidaria; Anthozoa; Scleractinia; Merulinidae. The record is from RefSeq and is a predicted model, not a curated record.